AUAAGACUCAUUCAUUCUUCCAUUGUUUGCUUUUAUGCGCAACGGUCAAACAUCAAUACUCUGUAGGACACUAUUGACAUCAACUGACUCAUUUUCUAUUGGCCUUCCUUCCCUGCACCCUACAAUAUCAUUUUGAAAAACUGCACCGUUCGCGAAGCUGGAAUUGCUUACAGCAGCGUUUUUAAUUCAGAAAUAUUUACAGCAUACUACAUCAAUGAACACGAUAAAUUGAUCGGUAGCCUCCAUUCAUUUGCGCUCUUGGCACCCGCCCACUCCGUUCAUCAAACUUGUGACCUAUUGGUACAAGCAUGAAGAGGGGAGCCACUGGGAGGCUUUGCCGUCUUGAGGAUAUAAAUACGAGGAGGAGGAAGAGCAGCUUAAGUCAUUCAGGACCUUUUCACCCGUAUCCGCUUGGCUUCUGGACACCAAAUUUGUGAGAUAUUGUUCACCAUGAAAGUAAGUAUUAAGAUUCCCUCAAAUGACACUAUGGAAGAUUUAAUUUGUAACAAUGUUGCGUUUUAAUUGAUUCUUCAAGACUGUUAUAGUGGCUGGAGUUUUCAGCUAUUUUUAAUAUUUUGAAUGUCUCGUAAGCAAAUCACAUAAUAUGCAAAUGGUGUUAUAAUCCAAAAAUUAUGUUAUGACAUUGUAUAUUAAAUGAUUUUGCCUCUACAGGGUUUGAAGACUGUCACUUUAAUUUAUAUUCUCACUCUCUUACUGGUUGCAUUUGUCACGCAAAGCCAGAGUGCACCGAAGGGCUCUUUUCAAAGGAGAAACUGGACACCGCAGGCUAUGAUGUACCUUAAAGGGACUCAAGGACGCAGGUUCAUCUCAGAAGACCGGAAAGAGGGAGACGUGUAUGACACUUUACAUUUAGAGACCCGCAGUCAGAACACAGAAAAGCUGAGCGUGGACCAAGCUGCCACCAUUUUGCUCAACUUUUUGCAGCAGGCCAGUGAUGGAGCUGUUGAAAACCCAGAGGAGGUGUACUUUCAGGAAAUGCCAGUGUGGAAGAGAGAAUACUUCUGAAAGCGCUCCACUUCGUAGUUUGAAAGAUGUCGUUAUUCAUUUUUGCGUGGAGGAGAAGAAAAGGU
Syngnathus typhle (broad-nosed pipefish) is the source of this 1091-nucleotide messenger RNA. RefSeq names its product spexin hormone (gene spx). The record is from RefSeq and is a predicted model, not a curated record. Gene Ontology annotation, molecular function: neuropeptide hormone activity. Lineage: Eukaryota; Metazoa; Chordata; Actinopteri; Syngnathiformes; Syngnathidae. The transcript is spliced from 5 exons. The coding region runs from base 655 to 1026 and encodes 123 amino acids.